Messenger RNA from Enhydra lutris kenyoni (northern sea otter), 549 nucleotides. Its product is annotated as family with sequence similarity 229 member A. The record is from RefSeq and is a predicted model, not a curated record. The transcript is spliced from 3 exons. The coding region runs from base 1 to 387 and encodes 128 amino acids. Lineage: Eukaryota; Metazoa; Chordata; Mammalia; Carnivora; Mustelidae.
AUGCAGCCCGCCCCCUCGACGCCCGGGCCGCGGCGCGCCGCAGACACCUGCCGGGCUCCGCCUGGACCGGAGCGUCCUCCCGCGGCCAGGGGUCCGGCAGCUGCUUCCAGCCUGGGACCGGCCUCGGCCUCCAGCAGAGCGCCCCGGGGCCUGGACAUGAGUGCCCAGGAGCCCCCGCAGGGUCGAAGAUUCCCCAUUGAGGCCGGAGACUCCCCUGGCCUUGCCGCCGCCCCCGAAUCCCAGGACAGCCCGGAGCCGGUGGCCACGGAGCACAACCCGGUCAGGCCGCUUCGACGCUGCCCGGGCUGCCACUGCCUGACGCUGCUGCACGUGCCCAUCGACGUCUACCUGGCCAUGGGCGGGAGCCCCCGGGCCCGCGCCACCUGAGUGCGCCUGCGCACGGCGGCUCCGCGGGAGCCGGGCGGGGACGAGGCCCGCCGCGGGCCACCACGCUGAGGUCGCGCGCGCCGAGCACGAGACAAUGAUGCACAUUUUAAAAUAAAAGAAUGAUGCACAUUUUAAUAAAGCACAGCAUAAACUGUUCUUUCC